Messenger RNA from Exserohilum turcica Et28A, 303 nucleotides. RefSeq lists its product as uncharacterized. NCBI's taxonomy places the organism in Eukaryota, Fungi, Ascomycota, Dothideomycetes, Pleosporales, Pleosporaceae. The annotation marks the transcript as partial. The transcript has a single exon. The record is from RefSeq and is a predicted model, not a curated record.
GCCACCCAUACUCUACAGCCUCUCGACGUGGUGUUGUACGGGCCGCUGUCGGCGGCGUACUCUAAAGAGCUAUCAGAGUUCAUACGCCGCAGCCAAGCAUUGCUCCAAAUGCAGAAAAGUGAUUUCCUCCGCCUAUUUUGGGUGGCGUAUACAUCUACCUUCACUAACAAUAAUAUUUUGAGCAGUUUUGCAGCCACCGGGCUCCAUCCCCGCAAUCCCGAAGUCGUACUCAAACGGUUCAAAACCACCACAUCACAACGAGAUAACAACUUGAAAAGUAGAGAGGUGGGAGAUGGAGAUAGC